GGAAGUGGUUCGAAAGUGUUUCCUCCUUAUCCUUCUGACAGAGCGAGGGAGUUGUUUUUUGGCUUGAGUGGGCUUUUUAAUCGGAACCAUGCCUGGUCCAGACAAAGAAACAGACCUGACGGAGAGGCUGGAAGCCUUCCUGUCCGAUCUGAAGCGUGGGGGCAGCGGGACCGGGCCCCUGCGGAGCUCCGCGGAGACAGCCCGGGAAACGACAGCCCUGCUCCGCAGGAUCACCGCACAGGCCCGGUGGAGCAGCGCAGGUGAUUUGAUGGAAAUAAUCCGAAAAGAGGGAAGGAGAAUGACGGCCGCUCAGCCCUCGGAGACCACGGUGGGGAACAUGAUCCGAAGGGUCCUGAAGAUCGUCAGAGAGGAAUACGCCAGGUCUCGAGGGAGCAGCGAGGAAGCAGACCAGCAGGAGUCUCUGCACAAAAUGCUGACCUCUGGAGGACUCAGUGAGGAGAACUUCAGGCAGCAUUUCGCUUCUCUCAGAGCCAACGUCAUCGAGGCCAUCAACGAGUUGCUGACUGAGCUGGAGGGAACGACGGACAACAUUGCCAUGCAAGCUCUGGAGCACAUCCACUCCAACGAGGUGAUCAUGACGAUCGGGCGCUCGCGCACCGUGGAGGCCUUCCUCAAAAACGCUGCACGCAAACGCAAGUUCCACGUCAUCGUGGCGGAGUGCGCCCCCUUCUGUCAGGGACAUGAGAUGGCGACCCACCUGUCCACAGACGGCAUCGAGACGACUGUCAUCCCAGAUGCCGCCAUAUUUGCCGUCAUGUCCCGGGUUAAUAAGGUCAUCAUCGGUACUCAGACGGUUCUGGCUAACGGCGGUUUGAGGGCCGUGAACGGGACGCACACUCUCGCCCUCGCAGCCAAACACCACUCCACACCGCUCAUCGUCUGUGCUCCAAUGUUCAAGCUCUCCCCGCAGUUUCCAAAUGAAGAGGACACCUUCCAUAAGUUCGUCUCCCCUCAUGAGGUGCUCCCUUUCACUGAAGGUGAGAUCCUCUCAAAGGUGAACGUACACUGUCCGGUGUUUGACUACGUCCCUCCUGAGCUCAUUACCUUGUUUAUCUCAAACAUUGGAGGACACGCUCCGUCAUACAUCUACCGUCUGAUGAGCGAACUGUACCAUCCGGAGGAUCACGAGCUUUAAUCCACCUAACAAAUAAAUUAUCCUAAUUGUUUC
Messenger RNA from Oryzias latipes (Japanese medaka), 1189 nucleotides. It is a transcript of the gene eif2b2, whose product is annotated as eukaryotic translation initiation factor 2B, subunit 2 beta. Lineage: Eukaryota; Metazoa; Chordata; Actinopteri; Beloniformes; Adrianichthyidae. Gene Ontology annotation, cellular component: eukaryotic translation initiation factor 2B complex. Gene Ontology annotation, biological process: translational initiation. Gene Ontology annotation, molecular function: guanyl-nucleotide exchange factor activity; translation initiation factor activity. The record is from RefSeq and is a predicted model, not a curated record.